Molecule: messenger RNA, 1365 nt
Organism: Heterotrigona itama
Lineage: Eukaryota; Metazoa; Arthropoda; Insecta; Hymenoptera; Apidae
Source: the annotation of a GenBank genome assembly
AUGGGGAGUGUCAACGUAAAUCGUAACGUCAGCGAUGCGUUUUACCGCUAUAAGAUGCCGCGGAUCCAAGCCAAAGUAGAGGGCAAGGGGAACGGCAUUAAAACCGUGAUCGUGAACAUGGUUGACGUCGCUAAAGCGAUUGGAAGACCUGCCACCUAUCCUACUAAAUACUUUGGCUGCGAGCUCGGUGCGCAAACCCAAUUCGAUUUCAAAAACGAGAGAUUCAUCGUGAACGGUUCGCACGACGCAACGAAAUUGCAAGAUCUUUUGGAUGGAUUCAUUCGUAAAUAUGUACUGUGCCCAGCUUGCGAUAACCCCGAGACCGAGCUGAUGGUUAACUCGAAGAAGGGAACCAUCUCGCAAGGAUGCAAAGCGUGCGGUUACCAUGGAUCACUGGAAAGCAAUCAUAAAUUGAAUACCUACAUCUUGAAGAAUCCACCGAGCUUGAAUCCUGCUGUACAAGGCAGUUCUUUAACCGAGGGUAAACGCGGGAAACGUUCGAAACGUGCAAAUGGUGAAACAACCACCACUACGACCACCGCUACCGCUAAUGGUGAUCGAUCUGGUUCUCCGGAGAACGAUAACAACACCAACGACAUCGUAGUUGAGGCUCCUGAAAAGAUGGCGGAUGAGGACGGGGAUGAUGAUAAUUGGGCAGUUGAUGUGUCCGAGGAAGCGGUCAGAGCCCGUCUGCAAGAUUUGACGGAUGGAGCAAAAGGAAUGACUAUCAGCGAUGAUCUCGAUAAGACUGAGAAAGAGAGGAUGGAUAUGUUUUAUAAGUUAGUCAAAUGUCGUCGAGAUGCCGGGCAAUUGGAUAACCAUAAAGAAUUGAUCACAGAAGCUGAACGUCUGGAAAUCAAGACGAAGGCUCCAUUGAUUUUGGCCGAAUUACUCUUCGAUCAGAACAUUGCUGCUCAAGCAAAAAAGUAUCGUGUACUUCUCCUUCGUUUUACCCACGAUGAUAUCAAGGCGCAGAAAUAUUUAAUUAGAGGAAUCGAGCAAGUGAUAGCCCUCCAUAAAGAUGCUUUGAUGCCGAAAGUACCUGGCAUUCUAAAGCUCUUUUACGAUGCUGAUAUUCUGGAAGAAAAAGCUUUAUUCGAAUGGUCUAACAAAGUGACUAAAAAAUAUGUAUCGAAAGAUUUAUCCCAAGAAAUUCACGAUAAAGCUGCACCGUUUUUAACCUGGUUACAAGAAGCAGAAGAAGAGGAUUCUGAACCAGAAGAGGAAGACGACGAUUUGGAGAUUGAAUACGAUGAUAGAGCCAAACAAUCGCUAAAACCACAACAGUCACCGCCUAUGCAGAAGCCUGCUGUAGUUAAUGAAGACUCAGAUGACGAAGAUGAUUUUGAUAUCGAUGCCAUUUAA